Helianthus annuus (common sunflower) is the source of this 876-nucleotide messenger RNA. RefSeq names its product F-box/kelch-repeat protein At3g06240-like. Gene Ontology annotation, molecular function: protein binding. The transcript has a single exon. The record is from RefSeq and is a predicted model, not a curated record. NCBI's taxonomy places the organism in Eukaryota, Viridiplantae, Streptophyta, Magnoliopsida, Asterales, Asteraceae. The coding region runs from base 1 to 876 and encodes 291 amino acids.
AUGGCGGACGUCUAUAUUGGCGAUGAUGCUCUUCGCAACAUCCUUACUCAACUUCCAGGAAAGCCUUUACUACGAUUCAGAUGCGUAUCUAAGCAUUGGAAUAGUCUAAUUUCAGAUCCUUAUUUUUUGAAGUCAAGAUCACGUCGAAUGAUCCUUUUGUCUCACACACGGCCUCUUGUUGUUAUCGAUGACAACGUCCCAGCGGAAGACGAGGGUCAUUCCAUGGUGAGAAUCCCUUCUCCUUUACUACAUGAGAAAGGUACACACGUCAUGAUUGUUGGAACAUUAAACGGCAUUGUGGUUUUGGCUCUUCAUGAUACAUCCUUACGUUCUCAUUUGAUCCUAUACAAUCCCUUAACCUAUGCAUCAAAGAUACUUGUGGCUAUGGAUCCACCUAGUUCUGGUUAUCCCUAUGUGUUUGGAUUUAACACAGGUGAUUUAAAGAUUGUUAGAAUUAAAUUUGUUAACCAUUAUAAACAUGACAAACUAUAUGAGUUUGAUGCCUUUGAUCUUAAAACUAGUUCCUUGAGCAAGCCAAAGGAAUUCCUCCAAGAUUUUCACCUAGCGGGUGAUGCGGGUAUAUUUCUAUGCGGGUGGUUGUAUUGGUCAGCUUUGUUUGACGACGGCGGGAUCUUGGCACUAGAUGUUAAGGAGAUGUUUUUCUCGAAAGUAAUACUACCCGUUUCACAUCACGAAUACGUAGGGUUGGUUUUGGGAUCCCUCGACGGAUGCCUUAGCAUAAGUUACACCGAAAGUGAUAGCCUAAACACAUUUCAUGUGUGGAUGUUGAAUGAAGAGUACUCAUGGUUAAAAGCACAUUCAUUCACCUUUGGUCCGGAAGAUAUACCUAACGAGUUUUACCCUCUUUAUAUUUGA